CAUUAAUACUUAAAUAACUGGAAUUUUGUUGUUAUUGGACAGAAUACGAUAAAAGAAAAAAAAAAAAAAAAAACGUUGAUUCUGUAUCCUAACUCUUGCAACUCUCAUCUACGUUUGCAGCCAUGGAGCGUAAAACGGUCUUCUUUACAGAUAUUUUCCUGAUGCUUUUGAUGGCUGUUACUGGGACUGAGUCAAAUACCAGAGUGGGUCGUCCGUACCACUUUUUAAAUAUCCCAAUGACACGGAGUGAAGCUCAGAGCUUCUGUAGAGUGAACUAUGCUGACCUGGCGACCGUGGACAACAUGAAGGAGUACGUGCAGCUGCUGGAGAGCAUCGGCAGUGCUGAUGUGAGUGGCAUCUGGAUAGGCCUGGAGAGAUCAGCGUCCUAUCGGUGGGUGUGGUCUGAUGGCAUUGGGGAACAAGACGUUUAUCCCUUCAGUGAAGACAAACAAGAUGGUGACUGUGUGAUGAUGAAAACAUCUGGGUACUGGGAAAAAAGCCGAUGUACUGACCUGAAGGCCUCUCUUUGCUUUGAAUAUGACAGCCAGGGGACAGAAAGUUACUUCCUGAACACCACACUUUUAUCAUGGCGAGACGCUCAGAGCUCCUGCAGACAGCAUCACACCGACCUGGUCAGUGUGAAAACUAAAGAGCAGAAUACAGACAUUUAUGGUCAUACCAGCGGCUACCAGAUCUGGCUCGGAAUGAUCGCCGACAACUGGAUGUGGUCUGAUGGAAGCCCUACCUCUUUCAGAAACUGGGAGAACACAAACCCUGAUAAUAAUGGAGGUGCUGAGAACUGUGUUGUGAUCAGAAAGUCCUUCCAGAAUCAGUGGGAUGACACUGCUUGUGAUCGCAGCUAUCCUUUUGUCUGUUACGGUGAACAGAAAAUCAGGAGAACUACGGUGAAAGUGAGAAUUAGCUCUGAGGGAAAUCUGAAUCUUGCCACACUGAGUGAUUCACUGCUGAAGCAGAUUCAGGCACAACUGGAAGAGCAGAGUGGGACUGAGGUCAAACUCCGUUGGCAAGCUGCCAAAAAUGGACAAAUCUUCCAACACAAUGACAAUGGAAGCAAAGAAACAGGUUGUUGAAUAAAACCCAUCCAAAGGUCUCCUGCAUGUUGAAGAAGCGGCUUUUCACUACAGUCAUGUGUUGUUAUGUAUGUGUAAUAUGUCAUUCUAGCUUGUAUUGUGCUGUAUUUGUGUUAGUGGUGAUUACAAAUCUUUGUGUAUAAGUCUACUAAAGAGUCAAGAUCCACUUCGACUACAUCCUGUGUUGUGAUUAUUUGUUGUACUUUUUAUGAAGUUAGCUGAAUUGUAGAGAGAGCUUAAUCUUCCCCUUGUGCCAAUAUACAACCACCCUGUGAUCACGUGACUUAAAAGUAUGGAACCGACAAUUGUAGCAUCUCCAUGAGCAAAAUCCAUUCACUGGAAGUUGAGUUUUCUUUUGCUCAAGAAUGAACUUUAUUAACAACCAACGUAGACACUUUUUGUUAUGAAUCUGCAGUUCUUAAACCUGAAUUACCUAAAUAACUUUUUGAUUGAUUUUAUUAUCAUCUUAUAAAGUGUUUCCAGCUAUUCACACAUAGAGAUGUGAUAGACAUUAGCCUUCAUUUGGGGUUGAGUUUCUGUUUCUUUCAGCUCUGUUUUUGGUCUCUAUUAACUUGUUUGGUGGUGUGUGUAUAGUCACAGUAGACAUCAUUAUUGAAUCCAUUGUUAAUGUGAAAAUACGUAUUAGAGCAGCUUUAACUGUCUGAUGGUUGUAGCACAUAAACACUGUCUAUUAUUAUGCAACUGGAAGAAAAUAUGUUUUUGCUUGUGUUACUUUUAGAUUUGAGGGAAUAUGCACAGUUUAUUUACUGUUUUGUAGAGGCUCAUUUUUUAUUUUUUGCAAUAUAGUACUAGAUGAUAAUUGUUUUUAAAGAAAGUCUGUGUUCUGGAUUCAAAUGAUUUCAUAAUAAACUUAGCAGCUUAAGGGUGAGGCUGUUUCAUUUUGAUUGAA
Molecule: messenger RNA, 2001 nt
Organism: Dicentrarchus labrax (European seabass)
Lineage: Eukaryota; Metazoa; Chordata; Actinopteri; Moronidae
Product: C-type mannose receptor 2-like
Exons: 7
Coding region: 123-1091 (322 amino acids)
Source: RefSeq, a predicted model, not a curated record